GAUGCUUCUAGGUGGCUGAAGAAACGGAAAGCGGUUUACAGUCUGAGGUAAAAUUGGAAAAAGGGAAAGGCGCGGUAACGUUCCCGAGGCCUUCUCUCUACUCCGUUCCUAGCCUCUCUUUCCAUGGGACUUCUGGGCGAAUUGACACGGGGCCUGGUUCGGGGCGCUGACCGUACGGCAGCCUGGACGAGCAAACGAGGCCCACGAACCUUCUCCAAGAGCCGGGGCACUAAGGUCGUCGGCUACCUCACGUGUAGUAGGAAGUUCAAAUUUGUGCCCGAGAUGAUGCCUAAGCUGGUAGUGCCCGACUUGACCGGCUUCAAACUCCGGCCUUACGUCUCCUACCGCGCCCCUGCAGGCAGCGAGCCGCCCCUCACCGCUCACGACCUCUUCCAAGAGACUGUCGCCCCCCGGAUCAAGGAGGACAUCCAGGAAGGCACCUUCGACGCGGAGAACCUGGAGAAAUAUGGCUUUGAGCCCAGCCAGGAAGGGAAGCUCUUCCAGCUCUUUCCCAAGAACUUCGUGCGGUAAGAAGAGGGAGGAAGCCAUAGGCCGAGCUUGUAAAGAUAAAGCAGCACUCUUCCCCUCCCGCCUCACCUGCUUUAAGACAACGAAAGAGGCCCUUCGCUGGAUUUGACCCACAAAGCAAAAAAAACUUGAAAACUUUUGUGGCGCAAAAAGUAAAAAGCCCACUUAGCGAUGGCUUCGUUGUGGAGUGACUUUGUGGAGAAAUUUGUCACGCGGGCAGUUUUCGUGAGGGGAAGGGGCAGAGAGAAACCCAUAUAAAGAUGUUUCAACCUGAAAACUA
This is a messenger RNA of Eublepharis macularius, 808 nucleotides long. RefSeq names its product mitochondrial ribosomal protein L41 (gene MRPL41). Gene Ontology annotation, cellular component: mitochondrial large ribosomal subunit. Gene Ontology annotation, molecular function: structural constituent of ribosome. The transcript has a single exon. The record is from RefSeq and is a predicted model, not a curated record. Bases 124 to 531 code for a protein of 135 amino acids. Lineage: Eukaryota; Metazoa; Chordata; Lepidosauria; Squamata; Eublepharidae. Gene Ontology annotation, biological process: translation.